AUGAGACACAGAAAAGUGGACAGAGCCAUCCUCGAGCAAAAUGAGCCGCUCGAUUCAGAUGACCAGGAUCUAGUCAUAUCGCUGUUAACUGCUGAAAAUGAUCUUAGUCUCAAACUCUACAAGAAGAUAUUAGCACUUUCUAUAUUGGUGGAGAUCCCACCUCUAGUACUUUUAGCCCGUGGAGUGAGUCAAGCGCCACUGCUGAAAGUGGCAAUGGCAAGUUUGAUCGUUUUACUGAACUUUUUGACUCUUGUAAAUACAAUUUUCGAGGUGGAAUCGGCUUCCAGGUUGUUUCCUCCGCUCGUGAGAAAGUACUUGGGGAAAUUGAUGCAUUUCCGUGGCUUAUGUGGUCUCAAUGUCGUGUUACUUGUUCAGAUGAUAUAUGUUGCAUUUUGGAGAGAGCAAUUGGGGUGGAUGGGUGUCUUCACCGUUGUUCCCAUUGGUAAUUUGGUGACUCUGGUGCUUUUGAAGAACUAG
Molecule: messenger RNA, 477 nt
Organism: Sungouiella intermedia
Lineage: Eukaryota; Fungi; Ascomycota; Pichiomycetes; Serinales; Metschnikowiaceae
Source: the annotation of a GenBank genome assembly